AUGCUGGAGUCAGUAACUCAGAGCACAUUUCUGCCAAACACAAUGGUUUAUGAUCCCCUGAUAUCUUCGACAGGACUCUUUGGGACAACCAAAGAUGUCUACACUGCCUGUGAUCAUCAAAGAGAUCCUAAUUCUUUCUGGAUAUGUAUCCACCCAGAAUACUGGAGUGAGCACAACGUCUGUGAAUGGUUGCAGUUUUGCUGUAACCAGUACAAACUAGAUGCCAACUGCAUUUCCUUUCCCCACUUUAAUAUCAACGGCUUGCAGUUAUGCAACAUGACCCAGGAAGAGUUCCUAGAAGCUGCAGGCAUUUGUGGUGAAUUCCUGUAUUUCAUCUUACAGAAUAUCAGGAUGCAUGGCAUUUCCUUUUUUACUGAUGCAGAAGUAACAAAGUCAUCAAACAAGGACUGUAAGUAAACUUAUUUGUACAUGAUAAGCUCCAUUCAACAGGAAACACUGUAUUCAAACAUCAGCAACCUACAGAAUUCUCAUUUGUGGGAAUUAAGGGAUCUGCUCCUUUCUCCUGAAGAAAAUGGUGGCAUCCUGAAAUGGGAAGACAGUGGACAAGGCAUUUUUCGUGUUGUUAAAUCAGAAGCUCUGGCGAAGAUGUGGGGACAAAGGAAAAAAAAUGACAGAAUUAUGUAUGAAAAAUGAAGCAGAGCUCUCUGUUACUAUUAUAAAACAGGCAUUUUGGAAUGAGUGGACAGAAGGCUGGUGUACAAGUUUGGAAAGCAUGCCCAUGGUUGGCAGGAGAACAAGAUGUGA
This is a messenger RNA of Lepidothrix coronata (blue-crowned manakin), 765 nucleotides long. It is a transcript of the gene ELF5, whose product is annotated as E74 like ETS transcription factor 5. Gene Ontology annotation, biological process: regulation of transcription by RNA polymerase II; cell differentiation. Lineage: Eukaryota; Metazoa; Chordata; Aves; Passeriformes; Pipridae. Gene Ontology annotation, cellular component: nucleus. Gene Ontology annotation, molecular function: sequence-specific DNA binding; DNA-binding transcription factor activity, RNA polymerase II-specific. The record is from RefSeq and is a predicted model, not a curated record.